Messenger RNA from Closterium sp. Naga37s-1, 2817 nucleotides. The record is from the annotation of a GenBank genome assembly. Lineage: Eukaryota; Viridiplantae; Streptophyta; Zygnematophyceae; Desmidiales; Closteriaceae.
AUGCUCACGUGCAGAGACUGGCGGGAUGCGGUGGUGGCGGAGGAGCGGGAUGGAGGGGGCGCAGGGGGAGAGGCGUUCUGGCGGAAGGUGUUUGAGCGGUCGUUUGGGGAAAGGGCUGCCUACUGGAGCAGGGCGGAACAACCGCGGGGGGAGGGAGAGGUGGAAGGGGAAGGGGGGCGAGGAGGGGAGGGCGGAGUUGGAGGGGGGUGGGGAAGGGGAGUGAGGGAGAGUGGUGUGUGGAAGAGGAGCCUCGGGGACGCCCCAGAGGGACCGAAUUCAGGUUCUCGUGCUACUACUGGGUGUGCUUGUAACGAGGGCGGCCGGUGUGCUUGUAACGAGGAUGGGUGGAGGCUAGUGGCGAGUGCGGCAGAGUACGGGUCGGUGUGCGUGUGGAGCUUGCCCCGCUGGCCCACAAGGGGUAGGGCAUCGCCCCAAGCAAGCUCAAAAGUUAGAGAGGCAGGGAAAGAAGCAUCAGUAGCAGUGUCAUGCGCUAUACAAGCAAGGUCACGAGAGGCAGAGGGAGGGGAAGCUGAGGCACGGCUGGAAAGAAGCGCAGCAGAGCCCCGUGAAUUCGGAGGCACAUGUGUUGUUGUCGUGCCCUCCCUGUCCCCCUGCUGCUCGAUCUGGUUCGUGGAGGGAAGGAUGGGAGAGCAGCAGCUGUGGGAGGACCUUGAGAGAGGAGGCAUGGCAUACGGGCGGCCUGGGUAUCUGCUGGUGGAGGAGCGCAGUGGCAUGAGCGACGGUGACCACACCAUGCGGCUUUGGGACUUGGGCUCUCAUGCUUGCCAGUCAACGCACAGUCAACAGCAGUCAACGCACGGUCAACAGCAGUCAACAGGGACAUCACAGCACAGCACAGCAUGGGCUAGUAUGCAGUGUGUGUACGAUCGUGCUUUGGCCUUCGAUCCAUGGACGGGCGUGGUUGCUGCUGUAGUGCCACACACUCACGCCCCUGCUGAGCGUGGGAUUGGCAGUGAGGAGCCCACAGAGUCACCCUUUGCGAAUCUGGACACUCCAACGAUCAUUGGGACGAUACCUGUGUGGGCAGCAGAGAUGAGGCGCACGGAGGAGCAGCGUCAGGGAAUACUGAACAACACUGCUCGAGCUGCUGCGGGUUCACAGUCUGCUGCGGGUUCACAGUCUGCUGCGGGUUCACAGUCUGCUGCGGGUUCACAGUCUGCUGCGGGUUCACAGUCUGCUGCGGGUUCACAGUCUGCUGCGGGUUCACAGUCUGCUGCGGGUUCACAGGCUGCUGCGGGUUCACAGUCUGCUGCGGGUUCACAGUCUGCUGCGGGUUCACAGGCUGCUGCGGGUUCACAGUCUGCUGCGGGUUCACAGUCUGCUGCGGGUUCACAGUCUGCUGCGGGUUCACAGGCUGCUGCGGGUUCACAGUCUGCUGCGGGUUCACAGGCUGCUGCGGGUUCACAGUCUGCUGCGGGUUCACAGUCUGCUGCGGGUUCACAGUCUGCUGCGGGUUCACAGUCUGCUGCGGGUUCACAGGCUGCUGCGGGUUCACAGUCUGCUGCGGGUUCACAGUCUGCUGCGGGUUCACAGGCUGCUGAAGAUUUUGAAUCUGCUGAGGAUCUCGAGGCGUCAGGCAAGAGAGUGUGCCGCUGCCCAUGCAUCAUUCGUUUGCAGCACAUUCUCUCCGGUCACACUCUUGUGGACAUUUAUCAUCGCUGUCUACUUCAGGAUCCUGUCUCAGAUGUCGCCUUCAGCCACUCAGAACGGCAUGGCUGGCGGCUGCUGAUUGGCACGACUCAGGGGCUGAUCGUUGUUUAUGACUUGGACAGAGGAGUGGCGGGAAGAGGGGAAGGUGGAGGCGGAAGGAGGAGAGGAGCAAGGGAGGGAGGAGGAGGAAGUGGAGUAGGAAUGAAGGGAGGAGGAGAGAGCAUCGGACAGCCGUCGAUUUCGUUGAGAAUCGAUCUGUGGGAGGAGAUGCAGCAAUUCUCCCUCAACGAACGGAUUUUCUGCCUCACUACUGUGACCGACACUCACCAUGACAUCCCCGAGGGCAGCUUUGCGCGGGUGUGGGACGUGGAUGCUUCUAAUCAAGCCGCCCUCCUCCCCCAGGUGCGCCCUCCUCCCCCAGGUGCGCCCUCCUCCCCCAGGUGCGCCCUCCUCCCCCAGGGCCCCUCCUCGUUCACUGAGGUGCCACACAAGAUUCCUCCGCAGCCCUGCGUCACCCCCUCCUUUGCCACUGCUCUCUUGCCUGCACUCCCAAAUCGUUCCCUGCCUCCCUCCCACCCCUUGCUCCUCCAGAACCAUCCUCCAUUCACUGAGGUGCUUCAUUUUGACUCUCAGCAGCCCUGCAUCGCCCCCUCCUCUGCCACGGCUGUGGUGCUGAGAGCCGAUGGGGCCAUCGACCUCUGGACUGCCUCUCAAUGCGCCCACAACAUCGUUACACCCCACAGCGUUACAUCUCAUGGCGUUACAUCUGAUGCCGUUUCAUGUCACGAGGUUUCAUCUGAGACGGUUACAGCUCCGUCGCCCUCCAACCAAGUAGCGCAACGACGAGCCUGGUGCCAAGGCCCCAUAACUACCAUUCACCCCCCACAGCAGUCCCAGCAAGACCUGGUGUAUCUGCCUCACCCUCCUGUCAUGUAUCCUCUCUCAACCACUGCCUCUUCUGCCACUGCUGCUAGCGAUGAAAAUGGUGACAACGCGGGCAGCAGUGGUGGUGAUGACUGUAAGGGUGAUAGUAAUAAUAACCGGGACAGGGGCAGUAGCGAGUGUGUGGUUGCAGACAGCAACUGGAGAUGGCUGGUAAUGGCAGGAGGGGCUAUAGCUGAGGUUUAUGAUUUUCUGGUGGGCUAA